Messenger RNA from Bombyx mori (domestic silkworm), 3299 nucleotides. It is a transcript of the gene Tsp97E, whose product is annotated as tetraspanin-13. Lineage: Eukaryota; Metazoa; Arthropoda; Insecta; Lepidoptera; Bombycidae. The coding region runs from base 253 to 930 and encodes 225 amino acids. The record is from RefSeq and is a predicted model, not a curated record. Gene Ontology annotation, cellular component: plasma membrane. The transcript is spliced from 6 exons.
CUCUAAAAACAUAGGUACCUAUCUCUUAUUAGUUUGUGGUCUGUGUACAAAAACAAGUCAACUGUCAAGUUUACUCGAUACCAAAUUCUGAUGUCAAAAGAUUAUAAAUUCAAAGGAGCUUGAGCUUAUACUAUUUUGUUCACACACCCUAUAAACUCUUGAGAGUAUUAUGUGUAAAUCAGAUUGUUAAAAUUCGAUAACCCUAGUAAAAUUAGUAUUUUCUUAAUUACAAAGUUAUUGCUAGCUUUCAAAAUGUGUGGAGGUUUCACUUGUUCGAAGAAUGCUUUGAUCGCGUUGAACAUUCUUUACGUGGUUGUAGCAAGCAUCUUGAUUUCAGUCACAGUCUAUGGGCAAGCGUCAUCCCUGGUUACCAACUUGCCCAUUGUAGGUGGUAUACUAGCAUGUGGAGUAUUUCUCAUCUUAAUCUCCAUAUUGGGGCUUGCAGGAGCAGUCAAGCAUCACCAAGUUAUGCUGUUCUUUUACAUGGUAAUACUAUUCCUUUUGUUUUUGGUACAGUUUUCGAUUGCUUGUGCUUGUUUGGCAGUUAACUCCGAGCAGCAAGAGAUGUUGGCUCAACAGGGAUGGAAUAAAGUUGAUAUGGAUGUGAAGCAGCAAGUACAAGAACGCUUCCAGUGCUGCGGCUUCCAGGACUCUACAUUCACGAACACUACGGCUGAUCAUCCAUCAUGUGCUGUGGUCAAUGCAAUAUGUUGCAAGGGCAUUAAUACAACAAACUGCCAGUGUGAGCCUUGCAUGGAGAAAUUGAAGGAAACAAUUGAUUACGCAUUUAAACUUUGUGGUGGUAUUGGACUUUUCUUCAGCUUCACAGAGUUGUUCGCGGUGUGGCUAGCUCGUCGCUACCGCAACCAGCCCGACCCGAACUACAAGGAGCCUCACGCGAUUUUCCCAAGAAAAAAUUAUCUUUAUUAAAAAAAAAAAAACAUGUUUAAACUCAUAAAUUUUGUGUUCACAAAUUUGCCUAAUUCGAUGUCAGAUGAACAUCACACCACAGAUACAACAAUGAAGCCCUGUUAUUUUCUUAUACGUUAGCUUAGUCGUUAGUAGGAAAUUGCAUUUGCUUUAAAAACACGUUAUAUAUACUACUUAAAAGAACUCAAUUCAUUUUCGAAUAUAUAAUGUAGCGUGUAUUUCUAGAUUAAUCUAACUUGAAUUCUACGUUACAGAAUUUUAAGUUCUUAGGAUAUUCGCUAUCCGGAUUGAGAGUUUCGGUUGGUAAUUUGUGACCUAGACUUAACGAAGCAAUGUAUCAUAUUUUUGGUUCGGUAGACUGAUAUCUAGUAUGAAUAGUUUAUGUAAACGAAUGUGUUUAAAUACAAGGUGUAAAGGACCUGUUCUUGAAGCCGAAAGGGUAAUAAUUUAGUACGUUAAGCGGAAAAUACAAAUUUGCUUACUAAUAUAAAUGUAGAUGUAGCGGUUAAUUGCACGAAACAGGCAUGUGGGCGGGUACAACGCUAUGAGUAUUAUCUAUCGGCUGACGUUGGCUUUACACCGGCUCCAGACGUUGGUCCUCACGUUGCCACCAACGUUGAGCGUUUAAAUUGGUGAAGUGUCCACACGUUGGCUGUUAUACUAUAAGUUCCUUUCCGUCAGAGCCAACGUGAAGAUGUGCGAAACCGAAAUUGAAAUUGCUCUAAGCGCUUUUACAGUACUGAGUGCGUAUGAUUUAAAUUUGUUAUUAAAAAAAAAAGAAAAUGCCCGUCAAAGAAGAUGAUUUAUGCGGGUGGCGAUUUUGUUGAUGAAGACAUCGCGACAUGAACAUUCGACGCGUGUUGCAACAGGACUGAGCAAAGCGGCAACAUGUGGACGGAUCGCGAACGUUGGCACAGAUUCCUUUGAUAAAACCGACACUCGUCGGCCAACUACCAAUGUUCGCCCCAAAUUCGGGCCAAUGCUAUUUUCUAGAUCCACACGUUAGGCGAGUGGCGUUGGGGCCUAUGUUGGGGUCAACGUGUGGAGCCGGCGUUACUCUGAAUUUCCAAUGUAAGCCGUACACAUCUGUAAGGUCAAUGAGUCGCGUUCCGCGGUAACGUGUCGGCGGGCGGGCUCACCUGUCAAAUUUCAUUGUCAUUUGGUUUAAAUUGGUUUUCCAUUUUGGGUUAACGAAAUAAAUGGAGCAAUUUGGUUUGAAUUACCCUAUUCAGGAGCGGUUUCCUUACACCGAGCAUAGUGACAGUAGACGUGUAAUCUACGUUUUCAUGUUCUAGUUUUAAGUGAGUUUGCUCAUCGUUUUAGUACAAUGGGUACGGUCUGCAAGAAAAGACAUCGUUUUCUUUGAACAUAAUUGUAUAUUAUAGCUCUGUCUAUGAAUAUUAUGAUAUCAACCUGUAAAACCUUUUUUUUUAUUCAAAUAAUCUUUCAUCACAUUUUGAUUUAUAUGUAACCUAGUUGAGGAAUUCUGAUUUUGUUUAUUCUUUUGAAUAUUCCUUAUUUCCUUGACGAUUUUUUCAUAGAAUUUUGUUUAGAUAAUUUUACAUUUUGUAGCCAAUUUUAUAGGUUUAUUUUUUACUCCUAGUCAGUAGAUUUUAACAUAAAAGUCAUACUCGUAAGAAUAAAACCGUUUUGAAUUAUAUUUAAUCGUGUAUUUACCAAAUCGCCACACACGUUAGUCUUCUCGAAAACAUCAUAAUAUUAAUAAAAUAAUAUCUUGAGGCCUCGAAUGUAAUUUCAUUUCACUAUGUUAAUAAUGUCAAAUUAUCUUAUUUUUUUGUUAGCUGUUAUUAUUUUAGUUGAAAAAGAAUAAUGAUCAAAAAUAUUUUAGCCCUCACUGUAUUUUAAAGUAAAUGAAAUUAAAAAUUAAAGGGAAACUGCUGGGUUAAAAUAAAAUUAUUUAUGAAAAAAUUAUUUAGGGCUCAAUGCGUUUUAGUACAUAAUAAAACAUAUUUUAUAGGAUUCGAAAGUAAUAAAUUCUCGAUACUGUAUAUAACUAAAGCUUUAAAUUUGAAAUAGCUUUUUAGGCAUUUUAGGUACCUUAUUUUUACUUAUGAUUUGAUAGAAUAUUUUCACUGUUGAAAAGCGCGGAAAUGUUUCGCACUAAAUAAAAAAUUCUUGAAGGUUUCGUUUCUACUGAAACUACCAUCUAAUAUAAUUUUGUGCUAGAAUAUUUUAUCUAACAGUAAUAAUUCACAUUUACUUACGUUAAAACCUACUUUAAUCCAAGAUUCUGUAAUUAGAUGUACUCAUUUCCUGUUUAGAUUAUAUGAAUUUACUCUGUGUACGUUACUUCAAAGGAUAUACUACAUAUAAUUAUUCUAAAUUAAAUAAAGUGAGCAUGAAUUGAA